CAACAAAAGUGUGUUGUGGUAGAAAACCUGCGUGGCCGCCGGAUUUCUUCGCAGCUUCGACGAAUUGUUCCGGCCUCUUUUGCUAAAAUUGAAAGAAUUCCUAGUAAUAUUCUAAUUGACUUUUGUUAAAUUGAAGGAACAAUAACUCAGAAACCAUGGUCGGAGAAAUUCCCGAACGGCUCCAGAUUGGGCCGAAGGAUGGCGUCAACUAUCCGCUCACUGUCCAGUACUGUGGCAACUGCUCGAUGCCGCUGGAGUACUGCGAGUACUAUCCGGAUUACGAGAAAUGCAAACAGUGGCUAGGAAAGCACCUACCAGACGAGUUCGCGCGGAUCAAACUGGGAGGAUCGGUGGGUGAUGGUACCGGUUCCGCUGGUGGAGCUGACGGAAAGGGUGGUUCUGCGGCUCCGGCUUCAGCCGAUGGCGAUGAUAACGUAGCUGGAGGUGACGAGGACAAAAAGCGACAGAAGCGAGGCGGUAAGGGUAUGAUGAAGACAAAAAAGGCUAAGGAUGAUGGACCGAAAAAGGUAUGUUUGUCACGGUCCGCUCGUGGUAAAAAGAAAUCGGUGACCGUAGUCACUGGUUUGGCCACCUUCGAGAUUGAUCUGAAGGUGGCGGCCAAAUACUUCGGAACGAAGUUCGCGUGUGGGUCUUCGGUAACCGGCGAUGACGAGAUCGUUAUCCAGGGAGACGUUAAGGACGACCUGUUCGAUGUUAUCCCGGAGAAAUGGCCCGAAGUCGAUGAAGAUUUUAUCGAAGAUCUGGGCGAUCAAAAGCGAUAGACUCAUACCAAUUUUGGAGGGCCUAUGUAAACUUCGGAAGAUACACACAAUCGGGAUUUCCUUGCGUAGCGAUAUUCUAUUUUAAACCAAGUCUCUUAUAUUUAAUAUUCAAUAUCCGUUCUUAAUGUAAGAAGAAAACAAAAUAAGAAAUGCUUGUCAACCAGCGAA
This is a messenger RNA of Uranotaenia lowii, 950 nucleotides long. It is a transcript of the gene DENR, whose product is annotated as density-regulated protein homolog. The transcript is spliced from 4 exons. The record is from RefSeq and is a predicted model, not a curated record. Gene Ontology annotation, molecular function: translation initiation factor activity; mRNA binding. Gene Ontology annotation, biological process: formation of translation preinitiation complex; translation reinitiation. Bases 156 to 782 code for a protein of 208 amino acids. NCBI's taxonomy places the organism in Eukaryota, Metazoa, Arthropoda, Insecta, Diptera, Culicidae.